AAAAAAAAAAAAAAAAGCCUAUGCCAUAUAAAAAUUACAAGCCUCCUCCUACUCUUUCUCCCCUUUUCUCUCUCUCUCUCUCUUUCUUUCUCUUUCAAAAACUUUUUUUUUUUUUACUUUAUAAUAAACACGAUGGAACCUUUGUUAGAAACUCCAAGCAUCAAAAGUUGGUUAAAAAAAGUAGUAUCGACCAAUAAAAAGAACACAAAAUCGCCAGAUGUGUUUAGUGUUCCACUUUAUGAAAGUUUACAAAUAGCCAAUACACAUAUCGCCUAUGAAGAUAGAAAUACAAUUAUCGGUUCGAUACCUAUCGUUGUAGCCAAAUGUGGAUCAUUUUUAAAAGAUCAAGGUCUUUAUGUGGAAGGUGUAUUUCGUAAAAGUGGCAGUGCCAAAAGAUUAGGCGAGUUACAACAUCAUUUUAAUUCGUCAUCUGAUUUUGGGAUAGGAUUAAGUUGGCGCGGGUAUACUGUACAUGAUGCUGCAAAUUGCUUGAGGCGUUUUUUAAAUUAUCUUCCAGAACCCGUCAUUAUAUUUCGACUGUACGAACCGUUUCGAACCAUCGCCUCUAAACACGCUAAUGAUGAUGAUCAUCAUCACCACGACAACAAGAAGGUUUUAAUUAUUAACGAAUAUCAAGGCUUAAUUGAUCAAUUACCGAUUGUGAAUCAAUAUUUACUAUUUUACCUGUUAGAUUUAUUGGCGUUGUUUACACGGUAUGCGAAAUACACCAAAAUGAAUUCAAUGGCGCUUGCAUCAGUAUUUACGCCAGGUAUCCUGCUCAAUCCAGAUCAUUCGAUGUCCCCAGAACAUUAUAAAUUAUCACAACGGGUCGUACAGUUCUUAAUUGAAAAUCAAGAGCAUUUUCAUUUACCCCAAUCCACACUCAAGAAUACAGCUUUGACACCUACCAUUGAUUCACAUACCAUGAGACAACAAUUACUACGGGCUAAUACAGUGCCUGCCAAAGUCAACCGAUUUGGUCCUAAUGAUCCACUUCAAAUUGUCAAUAAAUAAUAGUAAAUUGAGUCAAAGGGAGAGAGGAGCAACGGGGAAGUAUUCUCUCUCUCUCUCUCUUUCUCUCUCUCUUUAGGAGGACCCUCUUUCUCUUUAAGAAGUGAUAUUAUUCCCCCCCCCCUUUUUUUUUUAUAUUUAUAUAUGAUUAAAAUAAAUAACACCCGACUCCCAGGAGGCUCGUGUUUGUACGCCCCCCUCGUCCUCCUCCUCCCCCCCCCCUUCUUUUUUUUAACAAGUUCUAUCUUGUUCCUCGGCUAUACCGUUUGUAGAAAAUAUGAACAAUAGAUUUUCUUUCUCUGUCAAACAACG
Molecule: messenger RNA, 1323 nt
Organism: Mucor mucedo
Lineage: Eukaryota; Fungi; Mucoromycota; Mucoromycetes; Mucorales; Mucoraceae
Product: Rho GTPase activation protein
Exons: 5
Coding region: 133-1014 (293 amino acids)
Biological process (GO): activation of GTPase activity; regulation of fungal-type cell wall organization; signal transduction
Cellular component (GO): cell cortex
Molecular function (GO): GTPase activator activity
Source: RefSeq, a predicted model, not a curated record